Molecule: messenger RNA, 935 nt
Organism: Suillus clintonianus
Lineage: Eukaryota; Fungi; Basidiomycota; Agaricomycetes; Boletales; Suillaceae
Exons: 4
Coding region: 27-680 (217 amino acids)
Biological process (GO): termination of RNA polymerase II transcription; regulation of transcription by RNA polymerase II
Cellular component (GO): mediator complex; core mediator complex
Molecular function (GO): transcription coregulator activity
Source: RefSeq, a predicted model, not a curated record
CCGACAAGAUCCAUUCUUGACUUACAAUGUCCAUGUUCGCAAACACACAAACGCAUGCGCAUGCCUACGAAGUCGCCCUUUUCGGUGAAUUCUUCGCUCGAGAUCUGAAGGCGAUUCUUAAUCGCCUUACACUGCACACGGAGUCCGCAGUCCCCAUGCACACCCGUGAAAUUUUAUUCGAACAGUUCGGGGUUCAGUCACAAGUACAAGGAGACGAGCCAGCGUUGCUAAGAGCAAAAAAAGAACUAGGAGAUGGGACAGAAAGUGGAUGGACGCUUUUCUCAUACCUCAAGCCGGAGUCCGUGCGGGUUCAUCCCGAGGCCACUGUCAGACCAUGGGCUACUUGUGAAGUGAUCGGCGAUGCCCUCAGUUUCGCUUCGGCAUUGGGAUAUGUACAACGAUCACAAAUCUACAAACGUGGAUAUGCAUUUCGAAAAGGAGCUCUGAUAAUACAGAUGUUCCAGCAAGAGCAGGUCGACCCAAAGACCUCCCUCCCUAUACCAGCACAUACUGACACGCUUUGGGAGGUUGAGGUUAAGACUGCCACUCAGGUUAAUACGUCCGCGCCAGCAUCUGGCGGGCACGUGCAAGUAAGCACAGUCCGUGCGGCUAUUGAUGCUGUUCUCGAAGUUCAGCUUGUGAUGAAGGGACUGCUGGACCUGCGGCGACAGGACUUGUAACCUAAAUCGCUCAAGCGCACAGUUGGUUAUGUUUUUCUGGCUACUUAUACUGAACUCGAGAUGGUCGCCUGCUACUAGUAUUUUGCGUCAAUGCCCUUGUAAUCAGUCUACGCUUGACCCAUUUUCUGAGUGAAGCAACUACAGACACCAUGGUGUGAAUUGGAAUCAUCCAUGAUGAUCAAUGAUCGAUGAUCCCGCACAUUGACGAAGCUAUAGCAAAAAUGUUGUGGUAAAAUAACAAGGUGUCAGGCAGUC